This is a messenger RNA of Nicotiana attenuata, 2560 nucleotides long. Its product is annotated as pentatricopeptide repeat-containing protein At2g15980. Bases 258 to 1724 code for a protein of 488 amino acids. The transcript is spliced from 2 exons. NCBI's taxonomy places the organism in Eukaryota, Viridiplantae, Streptophyta, Magnoliopsida, Solanales, Solanaceae. The record is from RefSeq and is a predicted model, not a curated record. Gene Ontology annotation, molecular function: protein binding.
UUUUUAAAUGUUUAGUUAGUUCAGACUCUCAAAAGAUGCCAUGUGUCUUGGCCGUUAAAAUAGGGGUGAAUAUAAAACUUUGAUGGAAGGUAAGGAUAUAUCUGAACGGAAAGUAUAACGGAGGAUAGAAUUGAAAAUGAUAUAUUUGGCCCUUUUAUGUAUUUAGUCAUAUACUUCGUGGACCGAAUGUUAGUGUCUAAUAUUUGGAACAGAAGCUGUUCGACAAAAUGCCGGAAUGGAACAGCAAAUAGCCAUCAAUGGCGAUGCUAUCAACUAUUACAAGACGCACUAUUUUCUCAACCCCAUUAACCGAACACUUAUCUUCCUCUUCCUUCUCUUCUUCUACCUCACCGCAACCAUCUUCAAACGAAGACGAAACUCUAGUCUCAACAGCCAUAAAAAUCCUCAAACACCAUCGCUCAAAAUCAAGAUGGUCCGAAAUUCUCUCUCUAUCCCCACCCCCUUCCGGCUUCACUCCCACCCAAGUCUCUCAAAUCAUUCUUCAACUCCGCAACACACCUCAUCUCGCUCUCCGUUUCUUCCACUUCACAAUCACUCGCUCCAUUUGCUCUCACUCUCUUUAUUCCUACGCCACUAUCAUUCACAUCCUCUCCCGUUCCCGCCUUAAAUCCCAAGCUUUAGAGCUACUAAAAUCCGCCAUUCGAAAAUUCCCCGACACCCAUCAACCUGAUUUAACAAACCCACCUCGGAUUUUCCAAAUCUUGGUUAAAACUUACAGGACUUGUGAUUCAGCUCCUUUUGUGUUUGAUUUGUUGAUUAAAGCUUAUUUGGAUUCUAAAAAAAUUGAUCUUUCUGUUAAACUUGUGAGGAUUUUAGCUAAAAAGAAUAUCUUUCCACAUGUUGUUAUAUGCAAUUCUUUGAUUGAGUUGAUUGCGAAAAGUCGAGGCCCUUUUGCUGCUUAUGAUAUGUAUAGGGAAAUCUUUAAAGGUAGAGAGGUAAAGGGUGUGAUCGUCAAUGCUUAUACUUUUAACAUUCUUAUGGUAGCUUUUCAUAGAGAUGGAGUAGUUGAGAAGGUUGAGGAGGUUUGGAAGGAAAUGAUGGAAAAAAAUUGUGCCUCGAAUACAUAUAGUUAUAGCGUUUUAAUGGCCGCGUAUUGUGAGGAUGGACUGAUGGAGAAUGCCAUGAAUGUUUGGGAGGAGAUGGGUGAUAAGGGCGUGAAACAUGAUAUUGUAGCUUAUAAUACCAUAAUUGGGGGAUUUUGUAAAGUUGGAGAGGUUGAUAGAGCUGAGGAUUUUUUCCGGGAAAUGGUUUUCGCUGGGGUGGAGUGUACUUAUGUUACUCUUGAGCAUCUCAUAAAUGGACAUUGUAUGAGUGGGAAUGUUGAUGCAGCUUUAGUCUUGUAUAAGGAUAUGUGUCGAAAGGGAUUCAAACCAGAGAGUUCAAUGAUAGAUGCUGUCGCUCGGAUGCUAUGCGACAAAAAUGGAGUUUUUGAGGGCUUGGAAUUUGUGAGAGCUGUAAUAAAGAAACAUGAUACCGUACCAAGGAAGAGUACAUACGAACUUCUGAUACGGAGCUUGUGUGAGGAGGGUUUGAUGGAAGAUGCGCAAAAACUUCAGGUAGAGAUGGUGGGGAAAGGAUUUGCCCCAAAUGUGGACGUAUAUAGUGCUUUCAUUGAUGGGUACAUCAAGCAAGGGAAUGACAAAAUGGCUGAAACUUUGAGGAACGAAAUGCUUACGAAUAAGAUCCCUUGUAAAGAUAGCUAGAAGUUCGUAUAGCAUCCAAACUUUUAAUCAAAUCUAAGUUGUGACUUCGGGCUAUGAGGUUAACAAGGUGACUUUGCCGAGGUGCAAGUCUAUCAGUACAUCAAAGCACGGUGCUCUCUGAAGGGCAUCUUCAUGAUUUUUCGAAUAUGAGCAGUGCCUUCUUGCUGAAGAAUAUGAACAGUGCCUAACUGCUUGAAGAGUCUAUCGGAAACAGCCUCUCUACCUUAUAAAGGUAGGGGUAAGGUCUGCGUGCCGUACACACUACCCUCCCCAGACCAUACUUAUGGGAUUACAUUGGGUUUGUUAUUGUUGUUGUUGUUCUAACUGCUUGAAGAGUUCUCGCUACAGUUGUUUCCUGAAGCUAUGCUGUGAAAGUUGGAGAAGACUUCCAGCUGCUUGACAGAAAAGUAACCAAAGAUUAGAAAUGGAGAUUCCAUGAUAAGAAGGCCAAUCCAGCAUAUAUCUGUUAUCUGCUGCAAAACUUUGAAGGACAUAGUGUUCUGUUGGCUCUGAGCCAGAUGAAUUGGUUCAUUGUCUACUGCUUGUACUGGUUGAUGAUUCUUGUAUAGUCUUCCCAAUUAUUCAAAAAUGACUUGAUGUGUAUCCUCGGCAUAUCCAAUCGUCUAAAAGAUUGGAGUGCUGAAUCCUGACAGUAUUUGUCAACCAAUGUGAAAGUCAUUCUACAGGAUCAAGGAGCUGCCCGGCAGCUGAGAUUUGUGUAAAAUGCAGUACACAUCACUCAAACAGUAUGGAACUCUAAUUAAUUCAGACAUUAUAUGAUCUUUCUAUAUUAUCACUCUCAAUCUACUCAUGAACAUUGUCUCUAUAUAAAUAAA